Molecule: messenger RNA, 3314 nt
Organism: Brienomyrus brachyistius
Lineage: Eukaryota; Metazoa; Chordata; Actinopteri; Osteoglossiformes; Mormyridae
Exons: 4
Coding region: 1500-2174 (224 amino acids)
Source: RefSeq, a predicted model, not a curated record
GCCUAUCGUUUCUUGGAAUCGGGUGAGCCGUGAUGAGAAACUGAUCUACGGGUUUUAGCUUUGUGUUUUUGAUCUUACAACUUUGCUCCCAUCCUUUGUCUAUUUUUUUGUUACUCGGUACUUAUAUUACAUUACUUGAAGCGUAAAUGCGCAAAGACAUUAUCCGCCUGAAACCAGCAAAAUAACCAGGAAUGCGUUACAUUCUGACAGGCCCAGGCCGCGCAGCAGCUUUCUGCUGAUGUCAAAGAAUCUCCGGUCCAACGUAAAACUAUUAGGCUGGCUGCAAGGGGGGUCCCCGGGAUUUCCCUGGGGGACGCCUGACCAGGGAAGGAGGUUGGGGGGUCGCACCCUCGGUGGUUCCUUCCACGAGCACGAUCCGCUUGACAUGUGCGCGCUCACUGCCGCCACCCCCCGUGGGCUGACAGGAAACCCGCAGCUUCGCGGUUCCUGCGACACUGCAGACUGGAACCGGUGCAGCGCGUCGCCACUGGCAGUGCAGCGCGCUUACCGUGGGAUGCUUUACGUGUCUUUACAUCCCAGUGAAAAACAAUUUCCUGUUAUCUACCGACUUUGCGCCUUUGUUCCAAAGGCACUGAUCUGAAAUAUAGGGCAACCUCUAAACACGGAUGCUUUGUGUCCUAACAUUUACAUUUGCUUUCGAUAUGCAGAAUUGUAAUAGUAAUCAUAAAACGAUGCUUAGUACAAGUACGACAUAACAGAAAAUAAGCAAUCCUACAGCAUUGAGCUAUGCGCCAGUUAUAUGGCAGAUUUAAAUUUUGGUGGUUUCGUCUUAAAUAAGCAAAAUAAAAUUAGGCCUAUGUAGUAACUCCUCAAAUGAGACUUCUAUACACUAGAUUUUAAAUCAUACACCCGAUACAUUAAAUCACAUCAAUCCACAUUAGUUCUCUUGGAUUUUGACUGAGUGUUACAUUCUGAAUGUCAAUGAACAGGAUUUUUUUGCAGCCUGUUGUCAGUUAGUUGUUUGGUUUAACCGAUUAAAAUUGUUUAGGCAACAUCGAUUAGUGCGCAGUAAACGAAUUUAAAAAGUACAAUCGAACCCUAUAAGACAACAGGUCCAUUUAUGAAAAUAAAAAGUAGCUGUACUAUAAAUGUUUCUUGUUAAUUUGUAAAUACUGCGGCCGUUUCCGCCUGAAAAGCCGCAACAAAAAUUACCCACAAAUGCAUGGUUAUGUUUAAUACAGCGAAUUGUUCAAUGUGUAUCAUUCGGGAACUGUAAUUCUUUGCGGUAUUUCGCGUGGGAGGGGGCUGCCUGCAUUGUCUGGGUUGUAUGCACCGAUGCUCCGCUCAUUAUUCCACAGCAGUCUAUAUACUAUACAGGCCAGUUAGUCUCCGUAUACCGACAGCGCUUUAUCGGUCGCUCUGCACGGUGAGCGCCUUCGCGCCGCUGCCCGGCCGUCCCGUUUACCAGCGUCCCCGGGUGGGAAGCGACGGCAGCCUACGAGCGACUGACAUCGCGCCGAUUCGGAGCCGGGCGUUAAAUGGCCAUCAGGUUGGGGGCGACAGUAGCUGGGAGCCGAGCUGCAGGCGACAUGAACCACGUGUGGAUUAUAACCCUUAUACUCACUAUCAGCUUUUCCCGGUACUUGACCGGCUGCCAAGUUAAGCCCAACCCCUUUGAAAAAAUAUCCAUCGUCGACGUCACCAAAUACGAGACAGUGAUUGUCUCCUGCGGGGACCAAGGGAAGGACUCCUCUACAGACUUUGAAUUGUUCAGGUUCGAGACCAAGAUUGCUUCCAGCGACUUGGGCGAUAACCAGACCAUGGGGGCGAACCGGACCAUUGACUUUGAGAUGGCGUCCGGGAAUCCGCAGUUCAGGCUGCACGGACCGAUGGUCAACAGAACCGGGCUGUACACCUGCGUACCAGAUAACAAGUCUCUGGAGCUGGGGAAGCACACCAUAGUCCAUGAAAAAGAAACAUUGUGCUCACCAUCCCAGACGCGUAGCUGUUCACCUGCCAGUGAGCCCUGGUCCUGGCCAGCUGGAUUCGUGUUGCUGAUCAUCUGCUGCCUGGUCAUCACUGGCAUCGCCAUCAGGAUUGGGCACAAACUCAACAGCAAGGACAGCAGCCAGAACGACUACAUCAACAUGAAACCCAGAGGUGUGACGAGUCACAGGAAGGCACAGCAGUCACGGAAAGCAUGUGGGCUCUGAGGACCUCUUCGGAAGGCGUCUGGCGAAAAGCCAGGAAGCCUGACGGCGAACGAACGCCGUGAGACGCAGUCAGGCUCCGAGCGAACAGAAAUACACGAAUAGAUAAGAAUCCCAGAGGAGGUGAACCUUACAGCAGAGACAAGAACUGCCGAGGAAUCCACACCUGAGCUACAGUCAUCUCCCCGUCCUCUUAAAGGAAAAUAAUUUACUGUGCAGCACGAAGAAGACCAUUCCUGCAGUGAGCGAUGCAAACUCUGAGCACAACGAGACCCAUGUUUUGGCAACCAGACCCAGCUCCAGGACUCUCGUCAGGUCCGUCCCCAUCAUCAGGAUAGACGUUUUAUAAUUUAUUCAGCAUCGUUCCCUGAAGUGGGUUAAAACUGAACGGUGAUGCUGGUUGUUGUUUGUACCCAUUUGUUUGUAUAUGUCAGUAAUCAAAUACAGCCCAGUAUUGUGAGCCAGUGUGUUACUGUCACUUGUGUGUCCUGUUUACAUUCCUCGGAAUGUCAGAUUUUACUUUAGGAUUUAUAGCUUCCACGUAAUUUCUACGAAGGCUUCAUUAGAAGCUGGAGUCCUGCUGAAAUUUGCGGCCUUUUUUUGCUUGGAGAAUACUUAUCUUUUGCCAUGAACACUAUCUAAAAUUAUUUAAAAUAUUUUAACUAAAAGAGAUGGCUAAUUAAUAUCAUUCAUCCAUCCAUCCAUCCAUCCAUCCAUCCCCAAUCUCCUAGCCGUUUUUAUAGUGAAGGACCAGGGAGACACAGGGAGCAUGAAACACAAGGUACCGACCCCCGAGCAUAGGACGAGUAUUAAGAAAAUGUUUUGUUGGGGCUCCCUGCAGAAUUCGCAUAGCAGAUAAAUUUUAUAUUAUUCUGGUUAAUAUGGCAUCAUGGUUGCUAUAGUUAUCAACCAUUCUUUAAAUCAACGUUUAGAUAAAAACGGAUACUGUCGGCGGAACUCCUGACGGUAGCGUAUUUACCUCAACUUCAAACUAAAUCAAGGGUAGAGCGCCCCCCUGUGGCCAAUGUCUUUUCACAAGUUUAGCCAAAACAUAAACGAAUUCAUAUCUGCAGUUAUUAUGUAUGCCUUUGCUCAUCAGUUAUUAAUGAAAAUAAACAUUUUACCAUAUAUCAAAAAUUUCAA